Molecule: messenger RNA, 1023 nt
Organism: Plasmodium cynomolgi strain B
Lineage: Eukaryota; Apicomplexa; Aconoidasida; Haemosporida; Plasmodiidae
Exons: 1
Biological process (GO): mitochondrial proton-transporting ATP synthase complex assembly
Cellular component (GO): mitochondrion
Source: RefSeq, a predicted model, not a curated record
AUGAAGCGGAUCCUUUGGGGAGGAAAAAGAGGAAGAACCCCCCCGUUCCGCCCUUUCGUAAAUUUGGGCUACUCACGCAAGUUGGGGAAGAACGACAUGCACACAGGGCGGUACCUCUGCCUGAACAACGACAAGCGGACUCUCAACAAGUUCGCAAAUUUAGAAAAAAUCCAUUUGAAGAAAAACACAUGCACAGGCAAGGUAGAAAUAUUCAUCGACGAUUUAAUUUUGUUAACGAAUGGGAAGAACGUACUCUCCUUCGAAAGCUUCGAUCUGUGCUUUUUGAUAAAGGAUGAGUUGCUGCGGAAUAGGGAAAAGAUGGACUUGCAGAAAAUGCCCCUCACGUUGAUGGCUAACAAUUUGGUCGAUUUUUUGGAGGGAAAGGUACCCCAAGGGGGAGACACACAUAUGAAAGAGGAGGAUAAAGGGAGCUACUUCCAAUCGCAGAGAACCAUCAUGGAAAAUAAAAUCUUUGAAAAUUUUCAAAACGAUUUAAUUCUUUACCAAAAUGGAGACCCUAACAUAAUGGACCGAGUGAAGAAAGGGGGAAAGUACUGCCAAACGAUUGACUUGCCGAAAAGUCUUAAUUAUGUAGAAAAUUACAAAAUAAAAAAUUUGAGGGAGGAAGAAAAUAAUGUCUAUAGUAAAUUCAUUUCAAUUUUUGAAAACAUUCAUGGAGUUAAGUUAAGAAGAGCAAAUCACUUCGAAACUCCUGUGCAGGAUUUGCAUGUGGAGGAGAAAAUAAAAAAUUUGAUAAAAAAUAUGAACAGUUCAGGCAUUUUUUUGUUUUACAAGUGCACACAGAUUUUGAAUUCCUUCGUUUUUAGUUACCUUUUUUUGCAUGGGCACAUGGGUUAUAAGGAUGUGUAUCGGUGCUGCAACUUGGAGUACAUUUACCAGUUCGUUAAAUGGGGUUACGUGUACGACGUGCACGGCGCGAGGGACGCGGGUGCGUUGCUCGCCCUCUCGUCGCUGCGCUUGUUUGGGGCGCUCCUCCGCCGGGAAGGGGCGAAGUGGGGGGGG